Molecule: messenger RNA, 1161 nt
Organism: Thecamonas trahens ATCC 50062
Lineage: Eukaryota; Apusomonadida; Apusomonadidae
Exons: 2
Coding region: 1-1161 (386 amino acids)
Molecular function (GO): protein binding
Source: RefSeq, a predicted model, not a curated record
AUGCCGCUGGAGCGGGCGGCGCUGGGAGUGCGGCCGCCGGCGUCGCCGCCGCUGCACACGACGGUGGCCGUGGCAUGGUCUGGCGACGGCGAGGCCGUGGCGACGGCCCAUGGCGGCGAACACGUUGUUGCAGUGUGGGCCAUGCCGGCGCUCUCCCUCGUCGCCGUCCUCUCCGGCUGCCGCCGGACGCCGUACUCGAUCGCCUUUGCCGGGCACACGCCUCACGCAUGGACCCUUGUCGCCGUCGACCUAGGGAGCAAACUGCGGGUGUGGCGGGUGGCCAAAGCCGAUGGCGCGGUCACCGUGCUGGCUGAGGUUGAUCUCGGUGGCGGUGCUGCGUCCUCGCUCUCUAUCGCGCCCGGCUGGGCCCUAGGCCACCCCACGCCGGGCGUCAUCGCUACCACUGUCUUUGGAGCCUCGGUGUGGGACGGCGCUUCCACGAGCACCGUCCGUGCCACCGCACUCGAGGCCAAGCUACCCGUUGUCGCCAUCCGCCGGAUCGCUCGCGUUCUUCACUGCGGGACCGCAGUCCUCGUCGCCUACACCAUGCCGCGGCCGUCGCGACACCAAGAGCCACGCACACUCGACGUCGGCGCCUGGGUCCGAUCCGGCGCGAGUAGCGAGCUCGUGCCGGCCACAGCCGACAGUGUGGAGCGCGUCACGGUCGACGCCCGCCAUGGCAACGUGCACACCUCGGUGAUGAAGCUCUUUACCUUGGUCGGCGACAGCCUGCGCUGCGAGCUCCGCAUUGCCGAGGCCGCAGUCUUCAUCGACGCCUCGGUGGCUACAUGCCCGGACUCGCGGCUUCUGGCGGCGUCGAUGCUUCAUGCUCGUGGCUUUAGGGUUGAGGUGUUCCACCUCCGAGGCCGGGCGCGCGGGAGCCGAGCGUGCGUGUUGCCGGUCACGCCGCGCCCGGCGGCGGCGGUCAGCCUCGCUUCGGGCGGUGCCCGGCUGGCGCUUGUUGCUUCCAGCCGCGAUCCACUGCGCGGCGUGAGCAACGUUGCCGAGGUGUGGGCCGUAAACGGCGCGCACCUCUUGGCCCGCCUGCGACUCUGGGCCAUGCCCAACGUCGUCUCGUUUGCGCCCGACGGUCUCGCGCUACUGGUCGGUACCACGACAGGCUCGUUCGUCAUCAUUGCUGUCAUCGUCUUCAGGCAGUGA